AUGCCGCGGCGCGCCGUGCAAGCGCAAAAACCGAGUGAGACGCGGCGGCGUCUUCCAUCAAAGUACUUCGUCCCCAGACCGCUGCAGAGGAUAUUAAAAAUCCAUUCAUCACGCGGCGAGCAAAAAAAUGAGAUUUCAGAUUCACACUCGAACACCGCGGCUGCGGAAUCUGGAGGGGCGAGGUGGUCUUCCAACCUCCCCGCCCGCUCUUGGUGGAGGCGCCACCCUUUUGACAGGAAA
Molecule: messenger RNA, 240 nt
Organism: Iphiclides podalirius (scarce swallowtail)
Lineage: Eukaryota; Metazoa; Arthropoda; Insecta; Lepidoptera; Papilionidae
Source: the annotation of a GenBank genome assembly